This is a messenger RNA of Strongylus vulgaris, 615 nucleotides long. The record is from the annotation of a GenBank genome assembly. Lineage: Eukaryota; Metazoa; Nematoda; Chromadorea; Rhabditida; Strongylidae.
GCGCUAGAUUCUGACGAUGAGGAAAUUGAGAGCAGUGAAGAUGAGAAAGAUGACGAUACCGACGGUGAUGGCGUCAGUGAAGAAGAUGAAGAGGCUGAAAAAAAUGGAGGCGUCGCAGCCCUUCGAGCUCCCUCCAUCAACAUUAAAUCGCUCAGUAAGCGUCUUUGUGAAAGUGAAGAGAGGUUUACCAAAUUUAGAGAUGCUACUUUAACAAAAUGGGACGAACGUACUAAGUUGAUCUCAUCUCGUCGUGUAAAGAACGCUAGCAGCGACUUCUCAGCUUUUGAAAAGGAAAACAUCGUAACCCAAAUCGAAAAGAUGUGUUCCGACAAGUCUCGCAUAUUAAAGAGGUCGAGAACCAAAAAAUCGGAUAUUGAGCGUAUUGGUGGAAAUGUGGAGGCUGAAGAAGAUGAAGAAAUUUACGACGAUGACGAUUUUUAUCAAGUUCUUUUAAAAGAAUUGAUAGACAAGAAAACGAGCAAUACACAUGAUCCCGUCGCAAUGACUAGAUACUUGCCAAUACCCAAGUUGGUUAACUUUCACCCAGCCAUGCCAGAAAUGGUGGAAUGGAGUCAUGAAUCACGGAAUGAAUUGUUCAAAUCUUUGUUCUCAUGA